CUCCUUCUCGCUCCUGGACCGCUCACUACAUCUUGCGCCUCUACUUAACCCAUUGCCGCUUGUACAGUAUCCUCUCCCUGUUCAAGCUUCUCUCGUGUACCUACAGCUUUCAAAUAAAAAAGAUCAUGGAGGUGAAAGUGCACAAAGACCGUACGAAAUAUACAUCUUGUAUGCAGAACCGUGUCUGGUCCGCUUUCUGCGUCUCUGCGUCGCCUGAGGGCAGGGGCCUCGCAGUCAAUUUCGUACAGCAUUGAUACCAGCUCCCAACACGCAGUUUCCAUUUUCCAAUAUGAGCCUAUCACUGGCCGACUCUGCAUUGACUCCUUUCCGCUACCGACCCAUGUCUGGGAAUAAAGCCGAUAUCCUUUUUGAACGCAAAGCACAUGCAUUCGGUUCCAAGGAGGAAGAAGAGAAGUAUGGUAGUCAUUGGAGAGAAAUCUGUCAGAGAUUGUGCUACUGCAUCGAAAGCGACAACGUUUAACAACCCAAAGGGCCCUCGACGCAAAGUUGGAGGUGAACACAUCUCUGGAUCAGGAUUCAUGGAUAUGGCUAUUGUGCCACAGGUCAGGCGAUCAAUAAACAUUUUGGUUUUUCACGCAGCUUACCGGGUGCACGCGCUCCACGGGAUGGCUUGUCUCGCCCUUCACAAUCGAGAUUGGACACCUCGGACCAAGGUUCGAAGACAACUGGAGCGUCGAGUGUUAAGGUCGCAACCUCUUAAUCUCCUGGAUCGAGGCUUUUCAUCAGAGCAAUCGAGACUUGGGCCGGAUUAAUCCAAUUUGUCGAUGCGUAAAGGAUUAGACUGCCAACAUUACGGAGGUUAGGUUUUCUUCUCACUGAGGUUUCAUUCUGCAGCCGACUGGCUCGUCUU
Molecule: messenger RNA, 871 nt
Organism: Cladophialophora immunda
Lineage: Eukaryota; Fungi; Ascomycota; Eurotiomycetes; Chaetothyriales; Herpotrichiellaceae
Exons: 1
Coding region: 384-773 (129 amino acids)
Source: RefSeq, a predicted model, not a curated record